AUGCACAGUGCGGAGUUCCUUCGGUCUAGACUGCUCAAGGAACGCCGCACUCCACAGAAGAGGCAGACGCCGUCCACGUCCAUCGCAGCUCGAGCUUCAUCUUCAGCCACCACCACCUCGUACGGCCUCCUUCGCCAUCCCAGCAUCGUCGCUGGCUCAUAUCCCAUCAUGCUGGAUCACUUUACCAUCUUCACCAAGAACGGCUUUGUCCUUUGGUCCAAGACCUUCAGUCCAGCGCUCAGCAGCUCCGAUGCAUCCGCCAAUCCUGUCAACUCGCUGAUCAAGCAGGCCUUCCUUGAGCAGCGUACAGCCGAUCAGAAGUUCGACAAGGACGGAUACACACUUCGAUGGACGUUUGCCAACGAGCUCGACCUCACCUUUGUUGUCGUCUACCAGCGAAUCCUCCAACUCUCCUACAUCGACGAGCUCCUCGACACCAUCCGCUCUCUGUUUGCAGACCUCUUUGCCCCCUUCGUGCAAAAGCUCGCCCUCGCAUCCAACAGUGCCCUCUCUUCAGGAACAUCCAAAGCCGCUACAUUGUCCGAAAGUGCGCGGCUCGAGUUCGCAGCCGCUUUGAAGGAAUGGGACGACAUCUUCACCAAGACGCUCAGGAACCUCGAGAAAGCUGCUGCACAGUCCAAGCGAAAGGGCGUGCUUGGCGAGAAGAAGGGCGCAACCAACCAAGCACAGAUCGCAGCAGGCUCCGACAAGGACAGCGGUCACAAUACCCCGAGCUCGACCAAGGACGUUAAAGAUUCCACCGACAUUGCUAAGAGCGUUGAAGCACUCAAAAGUCGGCUCAAGCUUGAAGCUAGUCCGGGCGGCAGGCGUGUGGUGCGCGGCAAGAAGAGCACCCCGGCCAUCUCAGCCUCCAAUGGUGGUAGUGCUCCCGGCACUCCUGGUCACGCCAGCGGCACCGAGUCGCCUGGUAGUAAGAAGCCCAAAGCCACCAAGGAGAUGCGCAAAUGGGACGGUAGCCGCAGCGUCAGCGCCCAGCAGGUAGCUUCACUCGAUUUCAGUGGCGCUACUGAAAAGACCGACGAUGACGGCGCCGGACUUGAUAGCUGGAUCGACGAAAAGAGUAUGGGCACCAAGCGAUCGGACGGCGUCUACGAGAUCGCUGAUGUCUUGGACGAUGACGAUGACGAUGACGAUGAAGCCGACGACGACGAUGACGCAGAUGGAGACGCAGCUGCAGGAGGAAGCACUGCCAAAUCUGCUGGUUUUCUUUCCCGCAUUGGAUCAGCUUCAUCCUCUGGAGCUUCUUUCUUCUCCAGGCUCACCGGCGCCAAGACUCUCACCAAAGAGGAUCUUGCACCUGCACUCUCUGCCAUGGCGUCGCAUCUUCAGAGCAAGAACGUCGCUGCCGAUGUCGCCCAACGCCUUUGCGACAGCGUGGAGCGCAACUUGGUCGGCAAAAACCUCGGAAGCUUUGGCUCGGUCAAACUCGAAGUCAAGAAGGCGCUCGAAGAGGCCAUCACCCGCAUCCUCACGCCCAAAUCAAGCACCGACAUUCUCCUCGAGAUCGCCACCAAGAGGCAGCGGUCCGCCGCUGCCUCAUCGCUGGCACUGGCAACAAGCGCCAAGGACAAGGAGCUGGCCAGCAAGCCGGACCCGUACUCGAUCUGCUUUGUCGGUGUCAAUGGCGUCGGCAAAUCGACCAACCUCGCCAAGGUGUGCUUCUGGUUGCUCCAGAACCGAAUGCGCGUGCUCAUCGCUGCUUGUGAUACCUUCCGAGCUGGUGCCGUCGAGCAAUUGCGUGUUCACGUCCGCAAUCUGGGCCAGCUACGCGUCGACGGCAUCACUCUCGACGAGCAGAAGGGCCGCAUCGAGCUCUACGAACGUGGCUACGGCAAGGAUGCUGCCGGCAUCGCCAAAGAUGCCCUAUCGUAUGCGAAAGCGGAAGGCUUCGAUGUGGUGCUCAUCGACACGGCCGGUCGUAUGCAGGACAACGAGCCGCUCAUGAGGGCUCUUGCCAAGCUCGUCUCGGUCAACCGUCCGGACAAGAUCAUCUUUGUGGGCGAGGCGUUGGUAGGCAACGAGGCUGUGGACCAGAUUACCAAGUUUGACGGCGCGAUGAAGGACUUCAGCGGUGUCAGCAACCCGCGCGGGCUCGACGGCAGCUUGUUGACCAAGUGGGACACCGUCGACGACAAGGUCGGAACCGCCCUCACAACCACUUCGGCCACCGGCUUGCCCAUUUACUUCCUUGGCACGGGACAGACGUACACCGACCUUCGACAGCUUCGUGUGCAUCAUGUGGUCAACGCUCUGCUCAAGAAUUGA
Messenger RNA from Sporisorium graminicola, 2286 nucleotides. RefSeq lists its product as uncharacterized. The record is from RefSeq and is a predicted model, not a curated record. The coding region runs from base 1 to 2286 and encodes 761 amino acids. Gene Ontology annotation, cellular component: endoplasmic reticulum membrane; signal recognition particle receptor complex. Gene Ontology annotation, biological process: SRP-dependent cotranslational protein targeting to membrane. The transcript has 2 exons. Lineage: Eukaryota; Fungi; Basidiomycota; Ustilaginomycetes; Ustilaginales; Ustilaginaceae. Gene Ontology annotation, molecular function: GTP binding; signal recognition particle binding; ATP hydrolysis activity.